Molecule: messenger RNA, 2659 nt
Organism: Gossypium raimondii (Peruvian cotton)
Lineage: Eukaryota; Viridiplantae; Streptophyta; Magnoliopsida; Malvales; Malvaceae
Product: heavy metal-associated isoprenylated plant protein 30
Exons: 3
Coding region: 1976-2518 (180 amino acids)
Molecular function (GO): metal ion binding
Source: RefSeq, a predicted model, not a curated record
AAUUUUUUGUAUUUUUUUUAUCCAUUCAUGUAUUUAAUUGCGUUAUAGUCAUUUAAGAUAUAUUUUUUAUUUACAUAAAUACUCAACCCUCAACUGUUUCCCAUCAAAUGGCUUAAUGGCCUGACCCCCACACCAAUUGGCAAAGUAGGGCAUACCCCACUGACGUAACGUGCUCGUUAUGGAUUCUGUUUGGAUGCCUUUGAAACCAGAAACAUUGGGAAUGAAAUUCUUCAAAAUGCUCCGUGUUUCCCAAUCACAAGCAUGUGUGACAUGGACCCUCAGCGUAAGAACCUCCAUGUAUAUGCUUUGAUGGUCCCUAUAUAUAUAUAUGCAAAACGUGUAUGCUUUGAUGGUAUAAGUUCAAAUUCUCCAACCAAGCAAAUAGCUAUCAAGAUUUCAGCUGAAGUCCUCUGCAACCAGUAAGUAGCAGCGUUCCAGAAGGACCAUCAAGUGAUGCGGCAUCUUCCAGAGUAAUCGGAGCAAGGAGCACAUGGGAGGCCAUAGGCAAACUGAGAAGGAAAAAAAUGUUUGCAUAAAAGGUACCAGGGUUCAUAUCAUGUCGUUCUAAAUGUUGAUAUAAUUGAAUGUAUUGGUACAAAACUACUAGCAAUGUUGCUUCAGAACGUAUCUUGGAAAUCAAAGCAGCUGUGUCAUCUUUUUUUUUUUCCAGAUUUUUUAGAAUUCUAAUGAGAUCACAGGCCUUUCUUCUUUGAUAAAAUGCCUGAUCUUGUUAAUGGGAUCCUAAGUAGCAGAUAGAUGGUAUCUAAAUAUGAGGUAUGAGCAAAUUAUUAAUUACAGAAAGAUGAAAAUUAUGGUUCUAAAAGUACAAUAGGUGCUAUAUUAUAAAUGCUAAAUUAGUUAUGGCCAAUGGAACCUCUAAACAUGCAGAAUCAAAAUGCAGAAAGCUAGCUCUUGAUUCCAAUUAUAAAUUCAAGGGACAUUCUUCAUGUUAUACUGUUGUCUUUUUGCAUCUCUAGAAUUGUGAGUUAAUGGCAGGAAAGAAAGUUGUUCUUUUUUUCUUUAAACAAAUUAUGCUUCCAAUGAUAAUCACUGAAUUGUCACUAACUUACAGAAAUAUAAAAAGAAAACAUCGAAUCCUGUGAGCAAAUAAAUUAGUAACCAAAAGUUGCUCAAGAUAAACUACAUUGGCACAUAAAUCUAAAUGGAUAACAUUAUUUUGUGUUAAUAAUACAAAAUAUAUUACAAGUAGCCAGUAGGGUAUGAGUAGCACAAACCCAUAAAAUUAAAACUAUAGAUAUGAUUACAUCUAAGGUAGCCCUUCUUUUAUCAUAUAAUUAGGUAUUUGUCCCCUUAGAAACCAUAGUUAAGAUCUUAAUGGAAGCAAUUUACCUUUCUUAAAAAACUCAGAGUUUAGUUCAGUUUAUUCAUAUUUUCAAAUUUUAAAAAAUGAUAUCUAAUAGAUUCGGGAUUCAAAUUCCAGUAAACCCUUUUCUUAUUUUCUUUAGGAUUCCAUGAAAACAUACAUAACUUGUAAGGUUUAACCAAAAAAUAAAACCAAUGUGUGGGGAAUAAAACUCUGGUAACCUUUCUAUAUGGAUCAUUGUUGCAAGUAUGUUGUAUUGGGAUUUUCGAAAAGAUGGUGGAGGAUCACUUUGCAUCAAAACCUGGCUUUCCCUACUAAUUAAACCCAUCCUAUUAUCUCAAAGUCAGCCGACAUUCUCUUCUGAGUGUAUCACCAAUAAUCAUGUUUAGCUUGACCCACAUUUCAAGCAUUAACAUAUGUUUUUUUCGAUACCUUUCUCUCCCAAAAGGGUUUUAUUUUAUAAAUUUCCAUACCUAUGUGUAAGCUCCAAUGUGUUUAUAUGUAUAUUAAACAUCUAUAAGAAAUGGUUUGUCACAACUCUGGGUUUAUAUGCAAUAGAGGAAUAUCUUCUGGGGCUGGGAAGGGUUAUUGGAUUUGUCGUCUUUGAUAAGUUUCGUCUUGUCUUUAUAAACGGGAGCUGACUUGUCUCUAAUGGCUACCUUAAUAGCAAGAGCAUUUUGUUCCAUUAAAUCAGCCAUCGCUUACUGUUUCUUUGGUGAUCGACAGAAAAGAAAAAGCAUAAUCACCAACAUCAAUUACUACAGCAUGCCUAAGGCUCGACCACUUUCCUUGCAGACGGUGGACCUCAAAGUCAGGAUGUGCUGCACUGGUUGCGAAAGAGUAAUCAAAAACGCCAUUUACAAGCUUAGAGGGAUCGAUUCGGUGGAAGUCGACAUAGAGAUGGAGAAGGUGACGGUGAUCGGAUACGUUGAUCGGAACAAGGUUCUGAAACGAGUGAGGAGGGCAGGGAAAAGGGCUGAAUUCUGGCCUUACCCUGAUCCUCCUUUGUACUUCACCACAACCGCUGAAUAUUAUAAAGACACGACCAAUGAGUACAGAGAGAGUUAUAAUUAUUACAGGCAUGGGUACAACUUAGGACACAGGCAUGGUAACAUACCUGUAACGAUUCGUGGAGACGACAAAGUCAGUAACUUGUUCAACGAUGACAAUGUGAAUGCUUGCUCUCUCAUGUAGCAAAAAGUGCAGAUGUAAAUUGAAUUUGUGACAUAAAUUCACCAUGAUGGAUCAUGUAAUAUCAUUUGAGAAAAUAACUGAGUGUGAAAAGAAUUUCAUCAUUGUGGAUUUAAUCAUUAAUAUAUGUAGCUUUUAUUAAAA